This is a messenger RNA of Cyprinus carpio (common carp), 4559 nucleotides long. RefSeq names its product vascular endothelial growth factor A-like. Gene Ontology annotation, cellular component: membrane. Lineage: Eukaryota; Metazoa; Chordata; Actinopteri; Cypriniformes; Cyprinidae. Gene Ontology annotation, molecular function: vascular endothelial growth factor receptor binding; chemoattractant activity; heparin binding. Gene Ontology annotation, biological process: vascular endothelial growth factor signaling pathway; positive regulation of mast cell chemotaxis; vascular endothelial growth factor receptor signaling pathway. The record is from RefSeq and is a predicted model, not a curated record.
AGGAAACAGCAGCGCAGUUUCGUUUUUAACUGUUUGUCGCUGCUGUAUGUCAAUCAAUCUACAUCCAGGAACGAAACCAGCCCUUUUAUAAUUAUCUCUCUCUCUAAACUCUUUGUGAAAUGCAUGUCUCCUUAAAAGACGCCCUGACAGGGAAAAGCACUCAAAAAUAGACAGGGGAAGUCGGUUAAUAUUUGUCCCCCUCGCGAGGAGCGAGCAUUACACCUGUGCUGGUUUGCGCGCGAGCAAAGUCUGCGCGUCAGGAGGAAAAAAAAAGAAAAGUUCCACGAGCGAGACGGUGACGCGCACCGAGAGUUGCGGAGCGUGUGAGUCCUGAAGGGCAAAUAAGAGACCGGAGAAACCGACCUUAACCAUAUCAAGGUGCAUUUCUCUCAUUCUUAUUUCAUAUAGGCGCACGUGCAUUGCAUUGCGCAUGCUGACAAUGUAGGUUAGGUAUAUGUCGAACAUUUUAAUUAUAAGAUCUUGUGUCUGACAAGCAAAGCGUCAUCAUGGGUUUUGGUGGGUAUGAUUUCAGUGGUGACCUACAGUAGCACGGGAUGCGCCGCACAAAGCGGGUCUGAAAUGCCGGAUGGGAGACGCAGAGACCUUCAGGAGGCUCAUAACAUCGAUUCUUGAGGAUAUAUUUAUUUGUUACCGGAUAUAUUUCUCUGCACCAUAAGGACGCACUCUAGUGCCACCGGGAAUUCUGCUGCGAGGGAGCCGGUAUAAAUGGAAUGCAUGGAAAACUCUCCUGUAAAAUAACAUAUUUUGGGAUUUAUUGUAGCUAUAGGGCUAGUUAUUUGUAAUAAAUACGCGCCACGGCCAUAAGCAUCUCAAAAGCCAGAUUUUAUACUCAAGGAGUCCGUGUUGUGUCUAUUUCUUCAUUUACCUAAUUUACAACUUUUUAUUUCCUAAUUAAACCAUGAAAGGGAUGACAAUUGCCUUGUUUUUUGAGAAUCUACUGAGUAAAUUGUCACUGUUUGGAUUAAAGAUGUUGGAUUCGGGUGUGAAAGUGGAAUAAUCAUUCAUUAUUAACAACUCUAAGCACUGGACGUUGGAGCUUCUAUACCUAUAUUAUUUAGACAACUAUUUCUGACUUUUCUUGGUGAACUCAAACAAUGGGGAUCAAGCUGAGAGUUAUUCUGGGAAUGUUUCAGUUCGUCUCAUUUACCAGGAUACCAACACAAUGUGCCAAAACACCGUCAAACCAUUGGAUGCCAACAGAGAGCCACAAAUCUGGAGAAGUGGUGAGGUGGUUAGAUGUGUAUCAAAGAAGCGGAUGUCAUCCCAGAGAGACGCUGGUGGAAGUUUGGCGGGAGUUUCCGUGGGAGACAAAUCAUCUCUUCCUGCCGUCGUGUGUAACACUGCGCCGCUGUGGAGGCUGCUGCUCCGAUGAAGCGCUGGAGUGUGUGCCGUCUCGAACACACACACUUGUCAUGGAGCUCAUGAGGACCUCAUACAUGAAGCAUGAACUUGUGCAGCUGCCUUUUGUCGAACAUAACCAGUGUGAGUGCAGGCUAAAAGCAAAUCUUUAUGCAGCACAGCCAACCAGGCAAGGCCCACAGACAACAAGAAAAGGGAGACAGCGACAAAGGGGGAAACCAAAACGAAAGAAACACAUAGGAAAAAAGCCGACUCUCGUGCCAACUACACCCCCUCCUCCUCCCCUUCCCACUCUACCACCUAGCUCCGCCCCUCCACCACCUGUCAGAGAGGCGUGUCCGCCGUGCCCCACCCGCAGGAUGACAUCACAGCCUCCCUCUUGUGAAUGCAGGUGUAGUUUGAAGGAGAUGAGCUGUACAAAGAGAGGGAAGACACUUAACCAGCACAGCUGCCGAUGUGAAACCCAAAGCGAAUAGAGAAAUCAAACCACCCGUAUAAUCCACCGAUCAAACUUUGCACAGCUUUGAGGAGGUCAAAGGUUUGCUUAUUCUUUUGUCAUGGACUCUGAAGUUUGGGUCUCAUCCAAAAAAGAGGGUUUGCGUUCAGGAACAAACCACAAACCCUCCCCCUGGUCCAUCUGGCUGUGUCCCCCACACCAUUACGGCAGUAUUAGAUCCAUAUUCAUUCCUCCUGCACUGUUUAUCCAUGUCUGUGCUGUGUGUAUGGAAUAUCAUCAGAUCCUGUUGUUGAAGCUUUUUGCCAUUAUGAUCCAAACUUCAGAGCACCUUUAACCAUUUGACACUGUAUUAUGGACAUUGAGUGGUUCAAGCGUAUCGCUGGAAUAUUCAGUGCUCUAAAAGUAAACCAUAGAGUUCUCACUGAGCUUUAUCCAAAACCAUUUUUGGGAUUCUGUUCAGCUUCAGUGGAUCCUCAUAGGCACGGACACUCUGCUAGUGAGACGCUAAGGAUGACGAGUGCGCUGAGAACUUUCAAAGGGAAAACUAAAUAAGGAAGGAGUCUUUUUUCUACCAAACUACUUAAAGUGGAGAAUUUUUGAUGGGAUGGAUGUUGACAGACCUGCAAUGUUGAGAGAACUCAAGUGUUUCACUACACAAACAGAGUAUCUCAUCCUGAGAACAUCCCGACAUCUCCUCUGACCCUCUCAUGAGAUAAAUGGAUGGAUGGGUCAAUUAGACGGAUCGAUGGGUGUCUGUGUGGUCUGAAUUGUGCAUAAUAAGGAUCUGUGCAUUUAUCCUAAUUUAUUCCUGGCCUCUAUAAGUCCUUAAUGUGGUUUCACAGACUGUAUCAAUGAGUCUUUUUGUGUUUGUUUGAUUUGCUUUUUGUUCGGUUCCUUCCUUUGGGAAUUGAAAGCUUUUUCCCACUGGCUAGCCAGUGAGAGGAAUGCCAAUGGUAUAGAAGCCUGGCUAUAUUCCAUUGGUGCUCACCAAACACAAGUCUUCUCUCUCCCGAUCACACCCCCGAUCACACUCAUUUUUCAUCUCGUUCUUUAUCCCUUUCCACUUUUGCAUCUGUCUCUUUUUUUCAUUCUUUCUCCCUCACACACACACACACACACACACACACACACACAGUCAUGCGUACACAUACAAAUGCAGGCAUGGAAAAUAUAAACUUUUCUGUGUUGAUACUGAAAGAAGAGUUUAUUUUAUCUUAUUCGUUUUGUAAAGAAUACUAAUGUUAUUGUAGUCUAUUUUGUUUUAAAGAAUGUUUUGUUUUGUGUAUCUCUGUUAAUCGAGUCGGGCUGGGUGGCUGACCGCGUGUUGAAUUUGACUAAAGAAGCUCUGAGAAAGUUAAGUCAGUCUUAAUCAUCUCAUGGGGUUGAGACUAUGAUGUAUUUAUUUUUUUAUAUUGAAAUGCAUUUUGUAUUAUGCUUUGCAUAAUGUUUCUUUUGGGACAUUUAAUCUGCUGUAACUGAUGAUUCAAGAAUAUUCAGUAUUAUUGGCUGAUUUCAUACAGCUCAGAUAAUAUAGCUGUCAGUCGAUGUUGAGGAUUGUUAGUUUCCAUCAAUGUCAGAGGCUGCGAACAUGAAAGAAUCACUUUUUUUAUUUUAUUUUUUAAAUGGUGAUCAUUUAACCAAACACUUCUUUCCACCAUAUAUGUAGCAUUAUUGAAUGAAAUAUGAUUUUCAAGAGCAAGGCUGACCUCACUUUAAGUGAUUUCUCAGAUUAUUUGUUUAGUCAUUAUCUGCAAUAAUGUAAAUUAUUAGGAUCCCUCAGCACCCUUUCACUCUCCAGACUACCCAGAUAUUAGAUAUUCCCGAGCUACUGAUCUUUGUUGAAGUCAACAUGAAAUGUCAUUUGCAACCCAUUUUACUUCUAUAUAUGAUGUAUUUUUAGUGAAACUAGUAUUCAGUGAGAAAAAUAUGUAGGGGGGCACUUAACUUUAUAUACAGUAUUGGCAGUUGUUUGGAUGGUGAACUGAAAAAAACUGUUGCAGGAUUUACUUUGAAACAAUUCCUAGUAUAUGUCAAAACAAUUGCAAAGAAAUGGCAACUAACAAUAUGAAUUUAAUGUGAAAUUUUGAAGAAGAAAGACUGAAAUAUUAUUUUCUUUAGAAUGACAAGCAUGUACAGUAAGAGCAGGAAUGUGCAAACGCAAGUAAAUAGGGUUGAUUUUGAGUUCAUGUUGACUUUUCUUUUCUGUGUGAACCAGUCAAUAUGCCGUCCUGUUUCCCCGUCUGUGAUUACUUUCUUAAUGCCGCUGUGAAAUAUCCCAUGCUAUAAACGUAGCAUUUUCUCUCUCAUCAGUAUAACAUGCAUCAACUACCUCUGUGUCUGUAAAGUAAACGUAACUAUCUUUGUUCUGAGAAUUUGUGCAUAGAACCGUAUUUGUCCUUAUGUAUCCAGGUAGAUCAAGACCCAACAGAACCCAAUCUGUACCACAGUCUAUACACGAUAUAAGCUUUGAGUGUCUGUUUGAACGUAAUUAUAAUGGUUAUUGCUGCUAUACCAUCUGUGCCCGAUUCUCCUGUGUGUGGACGUGUGUAUAAUAUUUGUUACAGAGAGACAUAACCUGCUCUGCUCUGCUCUGUCUACAAUGUGUGUAAGUGUACAAAUUCAAACGUAGGUCUGAUCACACAUACAGUAUAUACAAAACACUACAGCCAUAAAGCAAUGUGCUAUAUAUUAAUAUAAAUAAAGUGAGAUGUCUUAUUUUUGA